Messenger RNA from Juglans microcarpa x Juglans regia, 353 nucleotides. RefSeq lists its product as uncharacterized. Bases 3 to 353 code for a protein of 116 amino acids. The record is from RefSeq and is a predicted model, not a curated record. NCBI's taxonomy places the organism in Eukaryota, Viridiplantae, Streptophyta, Magnoliopsida, Fagales, Juglandaceae. The transcript is spliced from 3 exons. Gene Ontology annotation, molecular function: protein dimerization activity.
CGAUGGAAUCAAUGGCGACUAAUAAUCCGCUUUCUCCCAAAUCUAAUGUCAACUCUAUUAGAUACCGCGUGCUUUCAAGAGUUGCGCGGGAUGUUCUUGCAGUUCCGAUAUCUACAGUGGCCUCUGAGUCAGCUUUUAGCACAGCAGGUCGAGUACUUGAUCUUUUCUGCAGUAGCCUAUCUCCACUUAUGGUAGAAGCCCUUAUUUGUACACAAAAUUGGCUCUGUUCUUCUGUCCCGAUUAACAUUCGCACUUUAAUGGAUGAUGUUGAGGAGUUUGAGAAAAUUGAUACAGAGCUCAUGGAAGACCUAGGGAGUUCUUUAAGACCUACUUCUUUGGCUAGAGAUAAUUAA